AUUGCCCAUCACUCCCUCUCGCUCCCCCGCAACGUGACCCUUCCCCUCGUGCGCAUGCGCCACCUCGGUAGUGUUGUGUCUCAUCCGUGUGUUUUUUUCCCGUGAAAAAGUCGCGAAAAAAUGCCAAAAAUCACUAAAACUGCCCCAAACCCCAAUCACACGCUUCGCCCUUUUGGUCUCUAGUCGAAAAUUGCGCGUUUUUUUCGCCAAACGGCCGUUUUUUCGCAUACGUGCAGUCCACUGUGUCAAUGAUGGCGGCUUGACAUUUCCUCACGCCGUCAACAAAUCACAAAUUCGGCAAAAAGUGAUGAUUUUCGUGUGAAUUAAGGCGAAAAAAUGGCCACAGACUCGCAACAACGCUGUCCCAAGAUUAUGGUCUUUCGGCCCACUUGGGACGAGUUUAAGGACUUCAGUCAGUAUAUCCAGCACAUGGAGUCCAAGGGGGCGCACAAGGCCGGCUUGGCGAAAGUGAUUCCGCCCCCCGAGUGGGUCCCCCGCAAGUCGGGGUAUGCCAUUGACACGCUCGACGUCACGAUUCCGGCCCCCAUUUGCCAGGUGGUUACCGGAAAACAGGGGCUUUACCAGCAAAUCAACAUCCAGAAAAAAUCAAUGACCGUCCAGCAAUACUGCGAGUUGGCCAACUCGGAACGCUAUGCCACGCCGAGACACUUCGACUACGAGGACUUGGAGCGCAAAUACUGGAAGAAUAUCACGUACGUGGCCCCCAUUUACGGGGCCGAUGUCUCGGGGAGUCUCACCGAUGAUACGGUCAACGAGUGGAAUAUCAACCGUCUGGGGACAAUCCUUGACUACGUUAAUGAGGAUUAUGGGAUUUCGAUAGAAGGCGUCAAUACGGCCUAUUUAUAUUUCGGGAUGUGGAAAACAACAUUUGCAUGGCACACGGAAGAUAUGGACUUGUACUCAAUCAAUUAUCUACACUUUGGGGCCCCGAAAACUUGGUAUUCUAUUCCGCCGGAACAUGGACGACGAUUGGAGCGUCUAGCUAAUGGUUUUUUCCCGAGCAGUUACAAGACGUGUCAGGCGUUUUUACGGCAUAAGAUGACGCUGAUUUCGCCCCAAAUCUUGAAACAGUACUCGAUUCCGUAUAAUAAGAUUACGCAAGAGGCGGGCGAGAUUAUGAUCACUUUUCCGUACGGAUAUCAUGCCGGUUUCAACCAUGGUUUUAACUGUGCCGAAUCGACAAACUUUGCCUGCGAACGUUGGAUCGAAUAUGGCAAAAGAGCCUCCCAAUGCACUUGCAGUAAAGACAUGGUAAAAAUUUCAAUGGACACUUUCGUCAAGCGCUUCCAAGCCGAUCGUUACGAAAUGUGGCUAAAAGGCGAAGACAUCGGCCCCCAUCCGGAAGAACCAAACAAACAAGUUGCCGCACCUUUACCCCUCCCACAAGACAUCCUCUGUAAUAAAAAUAAUGAUUCUUUGCCGGCAGGACUGAUCGAAGGCCAAUUGAAAAAGGCCAAAAAAGCCGGCAGGAUGAUGAAUUAUUCUCAGGAUUAUUCAAUGGUUGAUUUCCCGGCUGAACUACAGCUCCAACUGAUGGAAGAGGACGAUAUGGGUUACGUUAACGGGGAGUUCCCCCCCGAUGAACAACAAUUGGAAGUUUUGGAAGAUAUUUGGCUGAAAGCUGGCGAAAUCGAAGCCGAAGAUGCGUCAAUCUGUGAUGCCGGUUAUCGUGUCACUAAUCGUCGAAAAUUCCUAGCGAAAAAACGCAAACCAAAGGAACCGCGUCCGCGCGGUCGCCCACCGAAAAAACGCACCAAAGACGGCGAAGAAGAACCCGAAUCGAACGAACUGACCGGCAUUUACGCCCCGUGUAACAGCCAAAGUAAGAAAGUCUGCGGUCAAAUUGUCGCACCUGUUGACACAUCCGAACUCGUCAAGUCACUCGUGGCGCAAGAAACCAACAAACUCCUCCACCACAAAAAACACAAACACAAGCAUAAGAAGUGCAAACACCACCAAAAAACCGCAACACAGACCAGCCCUGACACUGCAAACAGCGAAGUCAAGAAAGAAAUCGACGACAUCAUCCGCAAAGCACACGAAGAACAUGAACAAACAAUCAUGCAACAAGAGGAAAAACCACCGGUGAAACCCAGCCUCUUGAGCGAACUCAAAGCCUACCGCAAGGUGAAAGACCCGACCGACCAGUUCCGAAUGGAGCCGAAGGUGCAAACCAUCCAUACGUCGAAAGGAACGAUCACCGUGUUGGAAUCACGACCGGUGGUUCCCCCACCGCCCGAAACGAAACCACCCGAACGCAAAUCCCUCUACGAAGACGCGUUCCUCAAUUUCCUAACGGCCAAAACCGACAAACCCGUACCUGAUCUAGCCGGCGGUUCGAUGCCGAAUUUAAGCGAACCCGAGCCGGUGCUUAUCGAACGCAGCGAACAAAUGCCCAAGCUGGAGCCGGUCCCAGUCGAGGAGGCGCCAACCGUGCAAGUCAACCCGAAUCCAGUGCCUCCAACCUACUACCAACGUAAACCCAAUCUCAUUUGGAGCAAUCACAAGUACUACACCGUCAAUCAUUGCACGACCACCACGUACCUAAACAACGACCGCUUUUACCCAAUGACAAACAACCCGAUCGUGCUAUUGGAGAAGGCGACGCCGAAAACGCCCGAUUCGGAUUCGGGCUCCGAUUGUUCGUGCGAGUCGUGUUCGUGCAGCGAAUGUGAUGAACAGGUGGAGAACUCGUCAAACAGUAUUAACGUGGUGCCGCAAAAUAAAAAGCUCAAUUUGGAGCAAUUGAAACAGUUGACACAGCGCGUGUUGGGCGUGGAGAACGGGACGAAGUUCUACAAUGAUAAAAUCGUCGCUUUGAAGAAGAUGUUGACGAUGCGACGGCGUGGACGACCGCCGAAAAACAACUCACUCGAGAAGAGGAAUAACAACAACACAAUGACCGAUUUCCACUCGUACAAUUGCAAACUUUUAGAGAAAAUUGCCAAACUGACGCCGCUCGAAGCGAAAGUUAAAUUAGUCGAUGUUUUAAAUAAUUUCACCAACGAUGUGCAGAAUUAUCUCAAGGCUGGGUUACCACUAGCUAAUGUUAGUGCAUUGUCGUUGGAUGAGCCACCACCGAAUGAUGAGACCAGUGAACGGUUUCCUGUUAAAUUAAAUGAGUUUGUUUGGGCCAAACAUUUGAACGGGCGCUUUUACAAGGCGAAGAUUGUUGAUAUAAAAAUAGUGACUUAUUUUUGUGUUUACUUCCCGCUUGAUCAAAGUUUUUGCAAAGACGUUGAAUUGGCGGAUUUGGUUGGUUGGGAUCUGAAGAAAGUACCAAUCGUAGGACAGAAGUUGAGAGUCAGGUGGAAAGAUGGCACGAUUUGUGUGGCUGAGUUUUUAGGAAAAAACAACAGUAGCAUAUUUACGGUUAUGUUUGAAGAUGAGUCUCGUUUGGAAUUGCACAGGGACUCAAUUGUUGCAGCGUCUGAAUCGAUAUCGAAGAAAAUCGCAAGUUUGAAAUAGGUUAGGAAUGAAAUGGAGAGGCAACAGUUUGAUAAAUAAAAAGUGUGUGUAAUAAAAUGCAUGAAUGCGAGCAUUUUGUACACAACGAUAGGUUGUUUAUAAUUUGUUGUAAAGACUGAAUUUUUGCGUUGAGGCAUCAUUAUUUCGAGUAUUUUGGACUUUUUUUUUCUUUCUUUCUUUGAUUGCAUUGUGAUUGUUUGAUUUAAUUAUGUACGUAAGGUUUAAGUUUAAGUGUGAUACAAACAUUUGUAUUUAUUUAACGAGUACGUGUACAUACAGAAUUCUAUAUUCUCUAGAUUUUUUCGAAACAUUGUAAAGGAGUAGUUGCAAGAAGUGUUGAAUAAAAUUUCUUCACGUUUAUUGUAA
Molecule: messenger RNA, 3855 nt
Organism: Tribolium castaneum (red flour beetle)
Lineage: Eukaryota; Metazoa; Arthropoda; Insecta; Coleoptera; Tenebrionidae
Product: lysine-specific demethylase 4A
Exons: 6
Coding region: 337-3489 (1050 amino acids)
Biological process (GO): regulation of gene expression; chromatin remodeling
Cellular component (GO): chromatin; nucleus
Molecular function (GO): DNA binding; histone H3K9 demethylase activity
Source: RefSeq, a predicted model, not a curated record